This is a messenger RNA of Debaryomyces fabryi, 1716 nucleotides long. RefSeq names its product uroporphyrinogen-III C-methyltransferase (gene MET1). The record is from RefSeq and is a predicted model, not a curated record. Gene Ontology annotation, biological process: siroheme biosynthetic process; sulfate assimilation. The coding region runs from base 1 to 1716 and encodes 571 amino acids. The transcript has a single exon. Lineage: Eukaryota; Fungi; Ascomycota; Pichiomycetes; Serinales; Debaryomycetaceae. Gene Ontology annotation, molecular function: uroporphyrin-III C-methyltransferase activity.
AUGACUAACUUAUUAGCGUCUCUUAAAUGCACAGACGAGGUUUAUUUAAUCGUUGGAGCUUCAAAUGUGGCGGCUUUAAGAAUAAACUCCAUACUUGAAGCAGGUGCUAAACCAGUACUUAUAACGAACCAACCAUCUGAAAAAUUUACAAAAUCAAUACAGGAUAAUAUAGCUAAUGGUAAUUUGAAGUAUAUUGAGAAAGAGUUUGAAAAUGACGAUCUUUCCAGGUUAGGAAGAAAUGAGGUAGAUAAUAUUGUGGAUAGGGUAUUUGUGACCUUGCCUAUUUCUCAGUACGAAGUCAAGAAGCAGAUAUACCAGUCAUGCCGUAGAUUAAGAAUUCCAGUGAAUGUUUCAGAUUCUCCAGAAUUUUGUACGUUUUCAUUGUUAUCUACUUUUACGUCUGGGGACUUCCAAAUGGGGGUUAGCACUCUGGGCAAAGGAUGCAAAUUAGCUGCUAGAAUCAAAAGAGAGUUAAGCCAUACGUUACCAAGUAAUAUCGGAACUAUCUGUAAUAAAAUAGGUGAUUUGAGAGCAAAUAUACAAGAGGAGGACAAAUUGGAGUUAGAAAAAUUACAAAGUGAUAUAGACUCGAUCGGAGAGCACGAUGACGAUGCCAUAACUACCAGCAAAUUGAACUCUUUGGUCGAGGAAUUCAAUAUGACCAAAGAACAGAAAAAAUUGCAGAGGACAAGAUGGCUUUCACAAAUCGUUGAAUAUUUCCCAUUGAGCACAUUAGCAGACUUAUCAUUAGAAGAUUUGAGCGUUGCAUAUAAAGAAUAUAAUUCAAUAGUGAAAACUCAAACAGAACCAAAGGAACCCAGCCAGAAGAAAUUGAAGACAACCAAAAAGGGAUCAAUCUCUUUAGUUGGAUCUGGCCCAGGAUCGAUAUCUCUUUUGACACUUGGUGCAUUGCAGGAGAUUCAUUCUGCAGACUUAAUCCUUGCUGAUAAAUUGGUACCUCAGCAGGUGCUCGAUCUUAUACCGAAACAUAGAACCAAAUUAUUUAUUGCCCGUAAAUUUCCAGGAAAUGCUGAGAGGGCUCAAAAGGAGUUAUUGGAUAUGGGACUUGAAAGUUUAAUGAAGAAUGAAAAGGUCGUGAGAUUAAAACAAGGUGAUCCCUAUAUUUUCGGUCGUGGUGGUGAAGAAUUCAAUUUUUUUGCCGAUCAUGGAUUCACACCAUCAGUUUUACCGGGAAUAACUUCUGCAUUAGCAGCACCAGUAUUGACAAACAUUCCAGCUACACACCGUGAUGUAGCCGAUCAAGUAUUGAUAUGUACCGGCACCGGCCGCCGUGGAGCUUUACCAAACCUUCCAGAAUUUAUCAAAUCCAGAACAACAGUGUUUUUGAUGGCAUUGCAUAGAGUUGUCGAUUUAAUACCGAAAUUGAUCGAUGAUAAAAAUUGGGAUCCAAAUUUACCAGUUGCAAUUAUCGAAAGAGCCUCCUGUCCUGAUCAACGAAUUAUCAGAACUACAUUAAGUAGUGUAGCUCAAGCAAUCGAGGCUUGCGGAUCAAGACCUCCUGGAUUACUCGUUACUGGUUAUGCAUGUGAAGUAAUUGCAAAGCCUAAUGUGAAUGAAAAAUGGGUUAUUGAAGAGGGUUGUGCCUCUGCUAGCAAUUCACUUUUAGAGCCAUUUCUCCAAUUAGCCGGUACUAUAGAAAAAGAUAACCUGCCAGGUCUGCAACAACAAUCGUUGUCUGUAGAACAAACAGCAUAA